This is a messenger RNA of Tripterygium wilfordii, 1737 nucleotides long. RefSeq names its product protein AAR2 homolog. The transcript is spliced from 13 exons. The record is from RefSeq and is a predicted model, not a curated record. Gene Ontology annotation, biological process: spliceosomal tri-snRNP complex assembly. Lineage: Eukaryota; Viridiplantae; Streptophyta; Magnoliopsida; Celastrales; Celastraceae. Bases 244 to 1446 code for a protein of 400 amino acids.
AGGAAAUGGACCAAAUGGUGCGAGACACGCAGCAGAGGAGAAUGGCGCGAGAGAAGGGAUCAUCUCUCAGGUUUAUCACCUGAAAGUAACCCUUAAUUAAAUUUAAAAUUUUUUCUUUUGUCGGUUAAUAAAUUUGAAGAGAUUAAAGCUUUGAAUAAUCCCACACCCUUCUGGACUGUGCACACUGCACAGCGAGAGACGAACGAAAUCGCUGCUGGUUCUUUCAACUUCUCAAAGAAAUCAAUGGAACCGAAUCUGGCUUUAGAGCUUGCGAAGCACGGCGCCACGCUUUUCCUCCUCGACGUCCCUCAGUACACCCUUCUUGGUAUCGACACUCAGAUGUUCAAUGUAGGGCCUGCUUUCAAGGGAAUCAAGAUGAUUCCUCCCGGACCUCAUUUUGUUUAUUACAGUUCUUCAAGCAGAGAUGGCAAGGAAUUUUCACCAAUAAUUGGCUUCUUUUUUGAUGCUGGUCCUUCUGAGGUAAUUGUUCGUAAAUGGGAUCAACAAGAAGAAAGACUAAUCAAAGUACCUGAAGAAGAGGAAGAAAGGUAUUGUCAUGCUGUUAGAAGCUUCGAGUUUGACAGACAUCUCGGUCCUUAUGGUCUAAACCAAUGGGGAGAGUGGAAGCAGUUAUCUAAUUACCUGACUAAGAGUGUCAUUGAACGAAUUGAGCCCAUUGGAGGAGAAAUUACAGUGACAUUGGAAUCUGACAUGGUUACAAAUGCCCACAAAUCAACUGCGGAGAAAGCUUUGGAUGAGCAGUUGGGGAUUGGUAAGUUCUCCAGGUCUGACGACAAGUCUCAGAGUAGAGGAUGCUACUAUACUCUAAUCCCUCGUGUUGUUAAACGUGGAGGGAUGAAUGUGGAAGAACUUACUUCUUUGAAUCUUGACAAAACACAAUUACUAGAAAGCAUUCUGAUAAAAGAUUUUGGAGGUUCGGAGGACUUAUUACUUGGGGAGCUGCAAUUCUCGUACAUUGCAUUUCUGAUGGGGCAAUCGCUUGCAGCAUUUCUGCAGUGGAAGUCCUUGGUUAGCCUUUUAUUGAGCUGUACUGAAGCUCCUUUCUGUACACGGACUCAGCUAUUCACAAAGUUCAUUAAAGUUCUCUACUAUCAACUGAAAUACGGACUUCAGAAAGAUGGUACGGAUAAUAAUGGUGCAGUGUCAGGAGCAUCAGCGUUGUUGGAUGACUCAUGGUUUUCUGCUGAUAGCUUUUUGUACAGACUUUGCAAGGAUUUCUUUAUGUUGGUUCAAGAUGCCCCAAUGGUUGAUGGAGAUCUUUUGUCAUGGACAAGGAAGUUGAAAGAAUUGCUUGAGAAUCGCCUAGGAUGGGAGUUUCAUCAUGAUAGUGCAGUUGAUGGAUUGUAUUUUGAAGAAGGCGAUGAGUUUGCUCCUGUCAUUGAGAUGCUGGAUGAACCAAGUUUUAACCAAAAUCAAGCAGCCUAGUGCAGGAGCUUUUCAGUUGCUUAUAAACUACAGACAUCAGAGGCAAGGUGCAUUGUUGGCUCGGCACCUCGGGUUCUUUUUUUCCCCCGAAAUAUCUAGUUUAGUCUAGUCUAGUUGUAAGGGUUUUUUUUGUUAAUCUUUUUUGGGGAGGCUAGCUGUAAGUCUCACAUGAAAGGUUUGUAUGAGGAAAAAUGAAAAAAAAAGCCUCUAGCUUUGUCCUAAUUACUGGGUUAAUGUAUGAUAUUUUGUUCUUUUAAAUCUCGAAUUCGCCAUCAAAAACAUUAGCAUUUA